Messenger RNA from Nematostella vectensis (starlet sea anemone), 1403 nucleotides. RefSeq lists its product as uncharacterized. Lineage: Eukaryota; Metazoa; Cnidaria; Anthozoa; Actiniaria; Edwardsiidae. The transcript is spliced from 8 exons. The coding region runs from base 97 to 885 and encodes 262 amino acids. The record is from RefSeq and is a predicted model, not a curated record.
ACGAUAGCGGUGUUGCGCUUGACAGCUGCAGGCUUCAAAGUUCUGUACACUUUGUUCGGAAUGUUGAGUUCGAUUAUUUAGCGUUUUUCUUCAACAAUGAACUUAGAUCUGGGCAGUAUUUCAAAGCCGUUGUGUUACCCCUUAGCUUACGAUCCAUCUUUUAAGGUGGAAGUGCGACUUCAUGAACCCCUGUGGAAGGUGCAGUUUUCUCCAGAUGAUGUUGCGCUUGAGCUCCUUACUUUGUGCUCGCAACUGGAAGCACUGUGUAGGAGAGAAUACUCGACUUCCACAGGAAAGGUAGACAGUGCCCAUAAAGUAGAAUACCAGAGCAAAUUUGAGCCAAAAGCUAAGGUACUGAUUGAAAAAAUGAGGGAAAUGCUUCACUUCCUUCCUGUGCCAAGACCAAACAUUAGGGAGUACAUUCGCCAAACAGGGCUGAGCAUGUUAUUCCCAAAGGUUACUUCCUAUCUGAACAACCCUGAGAGGCCAGCAUUCCUGAACCAGAAGUCUGCUAUGGACGGCUAUUUCCACCAGUUUGCCAUGCUAAACCAAAUGGUCACACUAUGCCAUCAGCUAAACAGUGACGCCUUCAACCUCACUAACCACAAGUAUAUAGCGCAUCAGGUGGCUUUAUUAUAUCAAGCAGUGAAUCAAGGAGGAAGCUCCAUGGCAGACUACAAGAAGGCAAUCGAAGACAAUUUCAAGCCACUGAAAGCUAGUCUUCAUGUCACUGACAAGGAUGCUGUCCCAAAGUUGCCACAGAAUCAGAAAGAGUGGAUUAGCACCAUCACAUCAUCUAUUCUAGACCAGGUGUCAUCCCUCCCUCAGUGCUUCACAGCUCCUCUCAUGUCAACCAUGGUAUUUGUAGAGCAACACAGGCAGUGAGGCAAUAAUAUGAGCCACAGUUGUAUCACAGGUUUACAUGAAGUAUGGUAGCCAAAGGGGGAGCUUUUUGUAGUUUUAUAAAGAUUUGUAUGGUUGCUGUUUUUGCCUGAAGCACUAUACAAAAGGAACGUUUUUGUUGAUCAUGAACAAUAUUGUCAUCAUUAUCAUGCCAGCACCUCCUUCUACCGUCUCUUUCUAUUUUUUGGAGUUUCAAGAUACAAAUAAUCACACCUAAUGACUUCCAGCUGUUUGAAGUGAAUGAAGUUGCACACUAAUGUCUUGCAACGUGAUCGUGAUUGUGGUUAUAGGUACAUAGACCUUGUAAAUAUGUAAGGUGGGGUGCAAAGAAAUCUGAUUCGUAAUAUUUAAAUAUUAAUUGUUCAUUUUCACAGAAAAAAAGAAGCGUGAUUUUAUUUUAUUGUAGCCAAAUAAGGUUAGUUUAUUGUAAUCUAUGAUUCAAAGUUGGAUUUAUUUAAUCAGGUAUAUUCACAAUAAAUAGACUAAGAAAAUAAUGAAAA